This is a messenger RNA of Stylophora pistillata, 4609 nucleotides long. RefSeq lists its product as uncharacterized. The record is from RefSeq and is a predicted model, not a curated record. NCBI's taxonomy places the organism in Eukaryota, Metazoa, Cnidaria, Anthozoa, Scleractinia, Pocilloporidae.
UUCAAACAUUUGUAAACAAGCUGAGAACUAAAAAAAACUUGCUAAAAUGCAAAGAAUUACAUCUCUGAUUUUAAGAAAGUAUGGAAAGUGGGAGACCUAGGUUUGGUCGCAGUAGGGGAAGUAGAAAUGCGGACAGCGAACAAGCGACAACAGAGGCUUACGACGGUCGCGACAGAAUUCGAAACAGAGACAAUAAUGAACCUUUUGUACCAGUAAGUGAAGAUGGUGUACGGACGAGCUCACCUACAUGUGAAGUUCCAGGGACUGCAUCAAGCAGAUGGAGCUCGCUCUCCAGGAGCACUUUAACUCUAGCCAGAGCGACCACUAGUGGAAAAGAAAGAAAUGACAUAAUAAAUGAGUACUAUGAUGAAACAGGUGUGGUAGCAGUUAUAGAAUCUUGGAUAAAACAGCUUGUUGACAAGAAGGAAUUACCUUACAACCCUUAUGUGGAUUUGGUUUGGCAAGCAAGACAAUGUGCAGAGAGGUUUCACUUAUUUGAAGAAGAAAAUACUUCAGUUCUUGAGAAGAUAGAAAACCAAGUAUUCAGUGUCGGAAGUUACAUUUCUCGCACCCAAGACAGUCCAGCUCACUGGGGUCUAUCAGCAAUACUGCAUGUUGUUAACACAGAGUUUCUUAGUCAGUUUGACUAUCUGUUGUCAAGUAUGAACUCUGAUGUGUCUACAGAGGACUCUGAAGAUUAUUUGGUGAGUUUAAAGCAAUAUGUUACAUGGAACUUGCUGCCAGGACUAGAUAAAAGGUUUCACUUAUUUGAAGAAGAAAAUACUUCAGUUCUUGAGAAGAUAGAAAACCAAGUAUUCAGUGUCGGAAGUUACAUUUCUCGCACCCAAGACAGUCCAGCUCACUGGGGUCUAUCAGCAAUACUGCAUGUUGUUAACACAGAGUUUCUUAGUCAGUUUGACUAUCUGUUGUCAAGUAUGAACUCUGAUGUGUCUACAGAGGACUCUGAAGAUUAUUUGUUUAUCUUACAGAAACCAUUACCAGUUCUGAUUGGUCCUUGUGUGUUUGGUGGAGGCCUCUACCCUGUAAAAAACACAGAAGACAUUGAAAUCAGGAUGGAAUAUGCUAUCAGUGGCCCAGGGAUAGAUCAGGCUUCCGAAAUAUUUGCCACAGCAGUGAUAAGGGAUCUCCAGUUGAUGAUUGAAGCUGAUACUCACAUUUUGCUUGGUUUUACCAUUCCAGUGGAAGAUGUGAGGAAUAGGGGACGUUGGAUUGAUGAAUUUUGGACAAAUCAAAACAUUGAUGAAGUAAAGGAUCAGUUUUUGAUGCUUCUCAAGUCUGCCACCUCAGCUCAGAAAAUUGCCUCUGCUCAGUGCAUGUUCAGGAUGCAACCUGAGAAGCAAGUGUUUAGAAGAGGAUGUAAACAAUACAACUUAAAUUUCACAAAGACAGAAGGAGAGAGGUCAAGACCCAUGUCUGUAUGUCCUUACCAGAGUGCACAUGAAGGAGUCUUUUCAACCCGUUCCAACAUCAAAGAGUACUUGUCCUGGUUUGCCAGUUUGGACGAAUGCAUGUUCAGGAUGCAACCUGAGAAGCAAGUGUUUAGAAGAGGAUGUAAACAAUACAACUUAAAUUUCACAAAGACAGAAGGAGAGAGGUCAAGACCCAUGUCUGUAUGUCCUUACCAGAGUGCACAUGAAGGAGUCUUUUCAACCCGUUCCAACAUCAAAGAGUACUUGUCCUGGUUUGCCAGUUUGGACGAAGCUCAUGAGCAACAAAGUUUGGUUACACCAGCUACCAACACAAGAACUGGGAGUCACGAUACAGGAAGGUCAAGAAGAAAUAGGUCUAGAAACACCUCCAAUCUUCAGCCUCAAUCCAGUGCCGUUACCAGGGUAACAAGUCAGGCUGCAUCACGCGUCACAAGUGAAGGAGAUGACAGUCAACCAGCAAUGGGACCCUAUGGUGAUGAACCAAUGGGAGCUAUGAAAACCUACCUUAGUGGCAAAAUCCUUGACCUUGCAGACGAAACUGAUUUCUUUAGAAUGCUUCACUACGUUAUUCUUUUGACCCUUCUAAACAGGGAGGAUGGUGAGAGCCAGGACUGUCUUGUGGAGGCCUACAGACUUAUGAGGAGCACAGCUUACCAACUUCAUCUUGUGAUGCAGCAGAACCACGUGCUUCAAGAUCUUGUGACCUUCUUUACUUCAUGUGGGAUGGGUGCAUCAGACAUUUUACAGACUCAUUUCAUGACCUACAGACAUUCCUUGAAGGACUUCUUCUGCAAUUCCUUGAAGGAGAAGAGCAAGGAUUUUCUGUAUUGUGGGAAUAAACUUCUUAACAUGCUGGAUGCUAUGACAGUUAUAAAUCCUCAUUUGGAUGGAAAAACGAGCACUGGUAGUUUACCACUUUCUGUAGAGGUCAGCAGGGGACUAGAAGUGAUAAACAGAUAUUGUGAGACAAUCUUCCUUGGCUUGAUAGACAUUGCUUUGUCUUGCUGUUCCUCUCUGAUGAAAUAUUUUCCUCCUGUGAAAAAAAAGAACUCUCUCAUGGUGCAGCACAGCUUUGGACAUGGAGUUGAAAAAGCAGACAUAAUCACCCAGGACAAGCUUUUGUUGUCUGUGGACGAACAGGCCAAAACUGUCGCUGCACCCGCUGUCAUUGCAAAGGAAACUGUUUUGAUGCAGUACAUUGCUGACUCGAAGCUUGAUCAAGUGUUCCACGAGUUUUUAGUUGACCUUGUGACUGACGAGGAGUGCAUCCCACCAAAUCCUUACCCCAGAUUGACAUCUGAACUCUCCGUGGCCGCCUUGAAAAUGGAACUGUUUGGAGAGAAGCCUGCAAAACUUUUGUCCAAACUCGUGACAACCUCUGUUCAACCUAUCGAUGCUGACAAUCUUGUGCAUCAUAUUCCUGGCAUUGAAGCAUACGGCACUGUAAGUGCGGUAGCAGCGCUGGAUGGAAGACAUUACAACACCCUUCGUUCCACACUACACAGUCUCGCCAACAAAGUCAGCACAAGAAUGACGGUUGCAGGUUUUUCGACCGUUGUUGACUUGGCUGUGUGUGGUUUUAGCCCCAUCUAUGGUCGUAUGAUGCCAUAUUUACACGAUGUGGAUCUGGAGGAGCAUUAUUUCGUUCAAGGUCCAAGUCACAGGAAGGCAGAAGCUAUACAACACUUUGCUAAACUCGUGUACGAGCAUCUCGUGGACUUCAGUGAAAAAGAAGAUGUUCUCUUUCUUGGUUUUUACCUCGGCGGAGAAACUCUAAGGCGAAGCCUUCACGACAUCGUACCUCCUCAAAGAAAGAAAACUUUCCUUUUACAGUUGAUUUCUUCUGUGAAAUCCAAACAGUCUUUGUAUUUGAGGGUGUAUGUUGCCUUUGAUUGGCGGCUUGUCAUGGUGAAGAAGACUUUUUGCCUGCAUCUUUUGCACGGACAAGAACAGGGCUACGAGCGGUUUUAUAACUCAAGCAGUAAUCCGUUAGCGUUUUAUCAAAUAGUCUUCUCGAGACAGGAUGCGGCGUUAUUAUACACGCGAUGCUGUGGACCCCAGGACCGUACGGACCCAUGCAAAGGGGAGAAUCUGGUACUUAGUUUAGUUCACGUGGAUCAUUACAUAGAGCGUGCUAAGGAAGAAGAUGACUUGUUGGCGGUUUAUCGAUGGCUCAUGGUAAAGUCGCUUAUAAGUAAGCACAAGUCGUAUCUUCUGGAAGCAUGGCGCAUGUUCCACAGUGUGGCUUUCCAACUUGAGUACUUAUGCACUGUGAAUAGGACACUACAGAGCCUCGUAAAUGAGGAAGUGAGCAGAGCAUUUAGACCGGUGUUGGACGACGAUGAGAGAACGUCACUUCUUGAUGCCUCAGCUUUAAGUUCUAUGGUAACCGCGUACUGUGAUAAACUGGAGCGGGUGUUAUCCCGCAGGACAGCCUUCACGCCGAAUGGAUUUCUGCCGCGCUUACGAGACAAGAUCCGUCUGGUGACUUCAACAAAUCCUGUCUCACGCACAUUAAAUUUACUUAUUUCGUCUAAAACGCCGGUUAUUCUACAGGAAAUCAAUGAACUGUUACAGCCAUUGGUGGAUGCCGCUGCCCACAAUGUUCACCUAGCCUGUCCUGAGAUUCAUCGCGCACUGAAGUCCGUUGAGGUUGACGUGACGGGCCGAAACUCCCGCAUGUUAACUGAGCAAAAGUGAACCAAACGUUUAUAGUUCUGAUGACAACUUGGACUCCCUUUCAUACACAAAAUGUUACGGAAAUAAUUUAUGUUCAACACACUUUUGAAUACAACUUGACAAAUACUUAAGCUAAUUGCCAUUUGGUUACACUAUUCAACCAUUGUUCGAUAGUUGAUACACAAAAUUCAGGGAUGCGUUUCAUUAAGGAAAUAGAAGUUUACCAUCAAAGCGGUAACCCUAUACACUCUAACAUCAGUAUGCAUAUUCUCCAUACUGUUCUCUAUACAUUUCCUGAGGUGCUGACAAGGAGAAUUUGUUUAACAAUCAAGAGAUUCUCUAGUUAAUUUAAUGAUAACGUUUAUUCUCAUCACCUUAACGUUUGAUUCAGGAGUGCUAAUAAUGAACUAUUGUUUCCUCUCUUUAUUAUUAUUUUUUUGUAUCAUGUCAAUCUAACAUUAAACUAAAAGUUAAGCGUA